This is a messenger RNA of Clonostachys byssicola, 2127 nucleotides long. The record is from the annotation of a GenBank genome assembly. NCBI's taxonomy places the organism in Eukaryota, Fungi, Ascomycota, Sordariomycetes, Hypocreales, Bionectriaceae.
AUGCUCGAGACUCCACCUAGAUUGCACAGUAGGAAACAUGUUCUGGGCUCUCCGAAGUCAUGGCAGGCCACUGACUCGGUGUUCCAGUUCACGGCACUGUAUCGUCGCGGACGUCCGCCUUCCAUCGAGCCUGAGACCGGGGGCCUAGAGUCCGAGUCGCCAGGUCCACCACCGACCGAAGAGCGGUUUCGAAGGCCUCCGGCGGUUGGUCAACAAGAAAUUGUUUCAGAGAAUAUCCCCAGAAGCCCCCUCUCCAUGGGUAGCACAGGUAUCUUGGAGUCCACAAGUAACGGCCAAGGCGUGCCAGCCAACUUGUCGUCUCGAAACUCCCCCGAACCGGUGCAGACAGACCAACAGGGGCACUAUGUUGGACCCUCCUCUGGCGCCUCAUUCCUGUUGAGGAUACAGAGAAAACUUCAGCAACAACCAUCUGCCUUCUCAUCUGAUUCUUCCAUCUUCACAUUUGGCGAUCUGCCGCUUCAGGAACCUCCCACCCGUUUCCUUAUUCUACCUCCUCGAACGACAGCUGACGCCUUGCUGCGUCGAUAUUUCGAGUUUGGCGCAGCUACCCAUCGCUUUCUCCACCGGCCAACCGUUGAGGAGUGGCUCCAUGAGCUAUACGAGACCAAUGGGGUUAUGCGAGAUCCAGCGACAUCAGCGAGCAAGACAGCUCUGCUCUUCAUGGUCUUUGCCAGCGCGGAAAGUUACCCCAGGGAAAAUUCCGGAGGCAAAGUUGAUCCCGCAGCGAGUGCACGAUAUUUCUUUGCGGCAGAAGAGCAGCUGUCUGCAGAAAAGGGGGCCAUCCGCUUGACGAGUGUGCAGGCCAGGUUGAUGCAGUGCUUUUUCCUCCUUUGCCACUCGAGAAUAAAUCAUUGCUGGAGCUUAUUUGGCACCACCGCUCACCUCAUGCUCGCCUUGGGUAUCCAUCGCAAAUCGCAUAGGAACUUGGACCAUGUUGAGGUGGAGUGCCGCAAGCGAACUUUCUGGUGUGCGUAUAACUUGGAUACAUAUCUGAGUGCUUCCUUGGGUCGUCCGCGAACCUUUCGCGAGGGAGAUAUUGAUCAAGAAAUGCCCCUGUGUGUCGACGAUGGCCGACUGAGCAAUGGUGGGGUACCGCCUCAUCCCCCUCCGAAUGGACAAUCUUUGACAAUUAUGUCGGGAGCGGUUGCGCAUAUCAAACUCUCGCGAAUUGUUGGCAAUAUCCUCCACGACUUGUACGACAUUCACCCUCCAUCAACAGAGAGCUUAUUCAAGUUGGCUGCCAAAUACACCAAAGAAAUCGAAUCCUGGCGUAUCGAAGCAUCUUAUCUCGUGGACAAAAACGCGAUUGAUCCGUCUCUUCUACAGCCCAUCUUCCGACGUCAACAAAAUGUCCUCAGUCUGGCAUCUUGGCAUGCGCAAAUUCUUGUGCAUCGGCCCUUUUUACUGAGCAACUUUUCCAGCUUGGCGAAUCUUGGGUCUACGAAGCAUAGAAAGACACAGAGAGAUGCAGAGCUUGCCGAUUGGCACGUCCAGAGUUGCUUGAAUGCAGCCAUGAAUAUCAUGGCCAAGUUUGAUGAGCUGAACUCUGUGGGACAGCUGUACAACACAUUCUGGUUUUCACUUUAUUUUGCGUUCUGCGCUGUGGUCAUGGUGUAUGUCUACGCGAUUCAGCAGCGACACUCACCUCCUGAAUCGUAUAUGAAUGCUUUUCAAGUUGCAACAAAAUGCCAAUCUCAGAUAAUGAGCAUUGCUAUGCCCGGAUCGCUGGCUCAUAGAUAUGGUCUGGUGCUUCAAGAGCUUCGACUGGAACUUUUACGCCUCAACACCCAUCUGAUGAGACUUACCGCGUCACAAGGAGGAGCGAUCGCAGAUAAUAUAGGUAUAGAUAUGGGACAAACGGAUGCGCACCCUAGCAUGCCACCCGAAAAUAAUCACGUCGAGGGAGAAAUCGAUCCAGUGAAUCAUUUAGGGCUAGGUGACGACGUACUUGGGUUUGUUGACGGCAGUCCUGGAAGCUCCAUCGUGCAGAUGGCUGGCUGGAGUCAGUUUGAUUCUUUGGUUACGGGUGGUUUUGGGUCUUUCAGGUCCUAUCUUGGCGAGACGGAUAUUGGCCUUGAGCCUUGGAUCGACUUUUUGUCAAAGUAG